AUGUCAAAAAUUAGUGGGAAUGUACAUGUUCGCUGGGAUGAGGUGGUCGUGUUUUCUUUAUUCAAACAUGACAGUGGAGUGGGAGAUGAAUUUGGUUUGUCUUCUACUGUUGCCUGUGAAGCACUAUUCUAUGCUAUCCACAUACUUCUUGCUCGUAGUUUGAGUAGAAGUAACGCUGUUAGCAGUUACUCUGUUUAUGUUUUAGUACUGGACUCUAAAUUUGCCAGUGUGGUAAAAUUGGGUGGUGACCUUGGAAAUCUUGAAGUUGACUUAAACAAUCCAUACCAAUCCGUGGCAGAAUGGAUAAAGUUUCACGCUGAAGUUAGCUUUUCCCCUGUGGAGCAAAUAUGGAACAAGCUAGGAAAUGUAAAUUGGCGAGACAUGGGGACUCUACAGCUGCUUUUGGCAACCUUUAAUUGUAUUGCUCAAUGGAUUGGACCGCCGAGAAAAUCAAUAGCCUCACUUGCAGCUGAUCACAGCCUUCGUCUUCAGAAGCGCAGAGUUGAAUGCCGCCUCAUUGAGAAUGAAAAUGCACUGAUCCCUUAUCAAGCUACUAGACAUGAUCAUGGGGAAAUUGUUGAAUACCACAACAACCCAAACCCCAGCAGCAAGCAAGGAUCCCGUUUGAAGUUUAACCAGGAUGAAAUAUUAGUUGUUGAAGACCACCUCCUGGAACAGAGAAGUUUCCAAAUACAUGAAUGUCUGCUUGAAGGAAACUGCUGCUCCUACACUGCUGUGGCUUUGGCCCAUCCCACGGAAUUACUAAUGCUACACAUUGGUGCUCAUACAUCUCGUCUGGAACCAUCAUGGGAGGACAUGAGCUUGUGGUAUCAAGUCCAGAGACAAACUAAAGUUCUGAAUAUCCUAAAAGAACAGGGUAUCACAAGCAAGUCUUUGCCUGAAAUAAUUGCCUCGGGCAAAAUUCUGCAUCCUGGUCCUUGUGAGAAGCAGAGCCCUAAGGGAUGCUGUGAUCAUCCUUGGUGUGGAACCCCAAUACUUGUAACUUAUCCAGUAGGAGAAACGCUUUCAUCUAUUUUAGCUCAUCAUGGUCCAUUUUCAGCUGAAGAAGCAACCCGUUGUUGUCGAGACUGUCUUGCAGCCUUGAGGAGUGCAAAAAUGGCCAACAUCCAGCAUGGUGAUAUCUGUCCUGAAAACAUAAUCUGUGUCAGAUAG
Molecule: messenger RNA, 1173 nt
Organism: Coffea arabica (coffee)
Lineage: Eukaryota; Viridiplantae; Streptophyta; Magnoliopsida; Gentianales; Rubiaceae
Source: RefSeq, a predicted model, not a curated record